This is a messenger RNA of Mytilus californianus (California mussel), 2809 nucleotides long. Its product is annotated as ras-related protein Rab-11B-like. The transcript is spliced from 7 exons. The record is from RefSeq and is a predicted model, not a curated record. Gene Ontology annotation, cellular component: endosome. Gene Ontology annotation, molecular function: GTP binding; GTPase activity. NCBI's taxonomy places the organism in Eukaryota, Metazoa, Mollusca, Bivalvia, Mytilida, Mytilidae. The coding region runs from base 261 to 878 and encodes 205 amino acids.
AAGACUGUUACUUUGGAUUGACAGGUGUGAUUGACUUACCUGGAAAAUUGACAUACUUAUAAUUAAUUUACAAGAAUGUCACAACUAUAUGCAGAUAUUUGAAGUAGCAUUUUAUUGAGUUUUAACGAGUUUAAAAGAAAAGGCCAUUCAGUUCGUAACCAAAUGAGAAACGUUGAAACUUGAGCUUGCACAUGCUCUCUGAGUGUGACACAUCAAAACAUUGACUCAGUUAUUGAUACAUAUCACAUGAUUGGUUGAAGAUGGCCUCUGAAGAGCAUUAUGAUUUUAUAUGGAAAGUUGUACUGAUAGGAGAUUCUGGUGUUGGGAAAACCAACCUGUUAUCUAGAUAUACUAGGAAUGAAUUUGAUGCUGAAAGUAAAACAACUAUUGGGGUGGAAUUCUCUACAAGAAAUAUGGUUAUUAAAGGCAAAACAAUAAGGGCCCAGAUAUGGGAUACUGCUGGACAGGAAAGAUAUAGGGCAAUUACUAGUGUCUAUUACAGACAAGCUGUUGGUGCUUUAGUAGUUUAUGAUAUUACGAAGAGACACACGUUCGAGAACCUACAGAAAUGGCUGAGCGAGUUACAGCAGCAUGCUGAUCCUAAUGUUUGUGUUAUAAUUGUCGGUAACAAAACAGACUUACGUGAGCAGAGAACGGUCACACACGAAGAGGGCAGAGCUUUUGCAGAUGAAAGACAUUAUUCAUUUAUUGAAACAUCAGCUUUAGAUUCAUCAAAUGUUGGUGAGGCAUUUAACAACCUUUUAAUUGAUAUUUUCAAGAAACAAGUUGAGGAAUCUGAAGCUAAAGCUGAUAGUACAUCUAGGGUUGUGCCUAAUGACGAUUCAACUAAUGAAAACAACUCAGCAUGUGGCUGUUAACCAAUCAGAGAAUGUUUUACAAAUGAAUUUGAAUGUAAUCUGUGAAGUGAUUGGAUAAUAUCACGAUGGGAUAUACAAAAUGAAAUUAUACAAAUAGCAUAUACAUGGAAUCAGUUAUUAAUGCUGUAUUCAAGUAAUUAUUCAUUGUUGAAUCUUACUUGAAAUAUAGAUUAAAACAUAUCUCAGCUGUUAACAUGGUUGAAAGAAGGAAAUAAUGAAUACUUUAAUUCAGAAGUUAUUGUGUGCAUUCAUUAUUGUGAUUAUUGAACACACAAAUGCAAGAUCAAUUAUUGCAAUUUUAAGAAAUACAGCAUAUAAAUAAUACUAUCUAAAUUUAGAUGGGACUUUUUGUUUUUGUGAAACAUAUCCCAAGGCAAAUAUGCAAUAAUUUCUGAAUUUGCAAAAACAUUAUUGAAAAAGAGAUGAGAUUUUCACUAUUGGUUCUUUCAUCCUUAACGUUGGGAAAAAUGAUAGUUUCAAAAAAUGUUUUGAUAGAUAUUAAGACACUUGAAACUUUGAUAAUGGAAACUUAGGAACAUUUUGUAAGCAACUAGAGGCGUAAAAAAGAAUUAAUUUUUUUGAUUAUUAAAGAUUUGAAUUAAAAUUGACAGGUGGCAUGUAUCAUUCAGGGACAUAGAUUGAUUUGUAGGUUAAUUUACUCAAAAAGACUGAGUAAAGGUCAGUUGAAAAUACAUUCAUCAUUUACUAAGGAACUGUUUCAACAAUUUAGAUUGAACACAAACUAAGUGCAUUUGAUGUCAUUUAAAAUGUAAAAAUUCAUGCAAUAUGUCCACCUAGAAUCCAUUUUGAAUUUUUUUCCAUUGAUUUGCUGUCACUUUGACAUAUACCUCACAUCUUCUUUUAUUUUUAUUAAUGUAUGAAGUACAUAAAUCAGGGGGAUACUUGGUUAACUAUUUACCUGUAUAUACUACCUUUUUUAUAUUUUUUGAUCAACAUGACUAUUGGCACUUGCUUAUAUUAAGACCUGGGGUCCCGGUCAUAAAACUUACUCAGUACUCGGAGUACAAUAUUUGUGCUCUAAACAUCAAAUCCAGUAUUUUGAUUGGUUGAUUACUGAGUCCGAGUACAAAAAUCAUACUCAAAAGUUUUAUAACCGCAAGGCCUGUAGUGAAAAGUAGUUACCUUUCAAUCAUUAUAGAUAAUGAUUCGUCUGAUUGGUUAGAAAAUUAGAGUAAGAAAUAUCAUACCCAAUGUAAUUUUUCUUUUGAAUUUUACCAAUCUUAAGUUGAAUGCUAAAGUCACUACAAUUAGAUUACCACCCAAACUUAUUAGUUACUGUAAAUUCAGAAAUUAUUGCGUUGCAUUUAUUAUUGCGAUUUUUUAAGAAAGGACAAGAAGGCUUGAUUUAUUAUUGCAAUUUUAGGAAAAUUUGCCGACAGAUAGAUGUAUCCUAUAUCAGAAUGUGAGUUCUAAUUAUUUUAAUGCUAACCCAGUCCAAUUAUUCUAAUUAAUAAAACAUCGAAAUAAUUUCUGAAUUUACAUUACACCAUAUGAAAGAAUUAGAAAAACAGAAAGAGUAAAAGUUCUGAUUGAAAUGUGUGUCAAAAAGUGUGAAAAGUACAUUUUAUUUUUAUCUGUUACCUUGAACCUUCUGUUCAUUUUGCAUCAUAAAUUAAUCAUUAAAUACAUGUAUUAGAAUUAGACUCUCCAAAAAAUUAUGAAUACCUCUGUAAAUAAAUGUCAUUCCCAGAUGCAAGUUUUGAAGAGAAGAUGGAUUUUGUGCAAUGACUUGGGGAAAUUUUUCUGCACAAUAUUUGGUCAAAUUUAACAGGAGGAGAACUUUGGGGGUUACUUUUUCAUACCAUUACAGAAGUCAUGACAUAAACAAGCUUGUAUCAACCAUGAAAACAGCAUUCACAUGAAAGCUGAUAGAUUGUAGCAAAUUUCAAGAGUAAAGAUCUGAUUGUCAA